AUGCCUCGCCGGGGCAGUUCUCUAUAUAUCCGCAACAUCCCAGAUUCGUGCCGGUAAUUUUUCUUGAGAUGCUUGAUCAUUAUAACCAGACACGAGGACUUACGUCGGACCUUUGGUCGCUUUGGCCCAAUAGUCGACGUAACUAUACCCACUGACUAUUACUCUGGUCGCAUGAAGGGGUUCGCCUUUGUUGAAUAUCCUUUUCGGUAAAACUAGCCCCAUCAUUAUCUUUUUAUUCGCACUACGAUUACCACGUCGAUUGAUAUUGACGUUUCUCUUUUCUCAGUAUUGCCAAUACACGUUCAACUGAAGUUCAAUACAAUCAGUUGACUACAAUACAGCGAGUUCAGUACAAUACAGUACAUGCAGUCUCUUUCGAGUUCACCACAAGCAUCCAAGUGCAGUACUUGAUAGCCAAGCAGACAACCAAAGUAGACAACGGCUUUCGAGUCCAGUUCACCCAAUAGCCACCAAAAUUCAAAGCUGUGCCGGUGCCUCAAGUAGCACCCAAGCGGUUACUGCUUGGACAUGCAAUCAAUCCUAGACAUCUUCGCCAGUCAUAGGGAGAACCAGUCAAGGGCCGGGUCCAUAAUCCUACCUCAGUGCAAGUAUUCCUGCCCCACUCAACUGCAAUGCAAUGCAGCACUAUCCGAUUUGUUUAACAAGGAAGAUGUUUGGUGAGUGUCUUUCCUAAGGCCAAAAUGUCUUCCUUGACUUGCCGAUUGCCUUCGCACGUUUGAGGACCCUAGGGAUGCCGAGGAUGCCCACCGCAACAUGGACCAUAGUCGAUUUCUAGGCCGUCGGAUCGAGGUUGAGUUCACAAGAGGCGUCCGCAAGAGUAAGCAUGUUUGAUUUCCUAAUUAUCAUGCUCGACCAGCACCAGCUGAAAUGCGUGGCCGAGACCGCCGGAAUGAAUCCAACUACCGAAGGAGGUCACGGUACGUUUGAUCUUUUGACAUUGUAUUAAUUAACAAGACAGUUUAGAUGAUCGUAAUAAGCCCCUCUGGCCCAUAGCCUAUCAGGGUCGAUAUAUUCUCCACACCGAUCAAAAUUUGUUAUCAAGUUCGUUCAAGCUCAAGAGUAGUCUCGGGGGUCUCGAUGGUAGCCCUAUUGUAUUUGAGGACGUUUAGUUUUCGUUUUACCUUACCAACAGUGAGCUUGUUUUGGUAUUUCACAGUAGAAGAUAGACCAUGCAUGCGACGUCUAGUGGCUAGUACACUAUUUGCCGGAAACGACUGGGCGCCGGGUAGAACAGUCCUCAUCAAACACAGGCCCCGGCGUUAGUAGAUCACUGGGUACGAGUAAGCAAUCGCAGCAGUACUUGGAAGUGUUGGAAGUGCAAAGCGUCAAAGUAUGACGACAGUCUCCAUAAAAUCUAACAUUUCGUUGCACAUACUCGCUGAGGUUCCUGUGCCGUGAGUUUUACCGAUUGCAGCGAAAACUAGUAUGAAUGUCCUUUUGGGGUUUCGUCGCCUUACCCGGUGGGGUCCGACGUAACUUCCUGAAAGGUGCGACGUUAACACUUAUGCAUCCUGCUAUUUCUAGGAGCUUUUGUCCCUUUAUAUCCGCCCACAUCGCUGCGCUCAUAAGAACGAUCACCCUCUGCAGUAGUUUUAGUCGAAACAACUGGUUCCACCUAUAGCACGAUCCACAAAGCUCCUCAUAUAUAUAAGCUACAAGUCGCCAGCGCAAGUUUUUCUCAAAUGUGGUAAUCCGACAAGCCUGUAGUGCCAGAAUUCGUUUUUUGUGGCAGCCUGAAAUUCUGGUCCUUCAUGAAAUCAAGUGCUAUGUUGUUCCUAAGUGCAAUUGUUGCACGAUUAACACGUUACAAGUAACGGUGAUAUACCGGCUUUGGCAAUAGGAGCCGAUGUUCAUGGACAGCGCCAACACCAAAGACGUACUUUGGCGUUUCGCGUAGAUUUCGGCCAUGACAUGCUAGACCUCGUUAGCUGCCUCCGCACGCCUGAGUAUAACUGGGUCUUGCGCACUGGCUUGAUUAUUCCUGGUAUAAUAACAAAACAGAAGACCCACGAGACAGCUAGUGACGACUGCCUGCCAGCGCAAAUCAACAGAUGUUGUUAGACUGAGUCACGCGCUGCACUACGCUACCUGCCGACCAAACUUCGGGAAACUAAGACUGCCAGCAGACUGCAGUAACGCCGUUUCGCGGAUCUCCAACGAAACCUAUGGGUUGUUUUGUGAGAAACGGCGCCGUUAAAAUCUCCACUGUUCACAAUUGUCUCUGCCCGUUACGAAACAUGCGAAUGAGUGUGUAGAUGGUGUUCCGGAAACUUGCUCUACGGUGCGGUAUGACGCUUGUGUACUAAAUUAUACCACUCUACGGAUUUUGUGUUCCCGCCUCCUGAUUAAUUGCCAGGCGACUUUGGUUUUUGAGAUUAAGUAACUCCAUUUUGUGGUUAUCCUAGAUCGCCAUCAUUCAGUCCUCGACGGGGCUCUCGUCGUUCAAGGAGCAUUUCGCGAGGGAGUGAAGGGAUCCGGCGGGAUUACCGCGACUUUUCAGUGUCAAGGUCUCCCUCUAGGUCUCCAGGGUUACGGAAUGGUUCAAAAAUGA
Molecule: messenger RNA, 2572 nt
Organism: Spirometra erinaceieuropaei
Lineage: Eukaryota; Metazoa; Platyhelminthes; Cestoda; Diphyllobothriidea; Diphyllobothriidae
Source: the annotation of a GenBank genome assembly